Messenger RNA from Brassica napus (rape), 984 nucleotides. RefSeq names its product malonyl-CoA:anthocyanidin 5-O-glucoside-6''-O-malonyltransferase-like. The record is from RefSeq and is a predicted model, not a curated record. NCBI's taxonomy places the organism in Eukaryota, Viridiplantae, Streptophyta, Magnoliopsida, Brassicales, Brassicaceae. The coding region runs from base 65 to 403 and encodes 112 amino acids. The transcript is spliced from 2 exons.
GUGUAACAUACGUGCACUCUCGACACUGUUCAACGGUUUGUCUCCGGAGGAUAUAGAGAAGAAAAUGCUUUCACCGUUCGAGGCGUUUACGACAGUGGAACCGGGUCGACAGAUUAUUUCAGUGGCUGGGUCGACCCGGCUGGGAAUCUACGGGUCGGAUAUCGGGUGGGGGAAACCGUUGAAGGUAGAGAUAGUGACGAUCGAUAAGGACACGUCGGUUUCGUUGUCAGAGAGUAGAGAUGGAACCAGCGGUGUUGAGAUUAGGCUUUGCUUGACGAAAGAUGACGUGGAACGGUUUGCUAUUGUGAUGCUAUCGGAGGGAGACGUGUGUGUGAGUGUCGAGUGUGCACAUGUGUCAAACAUCCAGAGGAAUGGCGUCGAUGGAUUUUGCAAGUUGGUUUAAAAGGGUAAUUCGUUGUGAGGCCUACCAUCUGAUCUCUUGCGUGUUGUCUAGAGAUUCUCUUGCUCCGUAAAAGUCACAAAGUAUGUACACAAAUUUCAUACGUAUCUUUCACUGUUUCACAUGCUUUGUCUUCUUCUUUUUCGAAUUUCGUUUCUUAAUUGUUUUGACCGGUAUCUACAUAUACAUUUCACAAUAUUACGAUAUAUGAGUUUGAAUGGUGGAUUGGUCCAUGUGUUCAGCGCAAUCUAAGUUACAGUUAUUUUGGUUAGCUCAAUGCAAUCCAUAGAAGAUAUUAAACAAAAAGUUUAUUUUUUUCCACGAACAAAAAGUUUCUAAUCAAAGCAAAAGCGACAGAUAGGAACAACCCAAUUCCAAGAGCAAAUUCCACGUGUCAACUUCUCCAUGAGAGAACGUAGCGGGACAUGUGACGAUAAAGAAGAUAAUGUGAUUUUUGAUAAUAAAACGAUGACACGUGACGACCUGUCGCCACAAAAUCCACAUCUUGCAACGUGAAUACCACUGAGCAUGUGACACGUCUACGCUUUCCGCUACGAGUCUUGUUUUUGUUCUCGAUGUCUGAA